AUGGAAACUGCUGAGUUCUAUUACGUUUAUUACCUAGCUCAGGAUUAUCUGCAAUAUGUGCUCCAGGAAUCACACCUCGGACCAGCCCAGACCAGGGUUGCUCAUGUCUUGCGAACCAUGGCAUCUUCCCUGCAAGAGCAAACCGAGGAGGCUCUCAGGCCACUCCUGGACAGGAUUGACAUCACCUCUGUAGCUGCUGCCAAGAGAAUUUUCAAAGGAGUCAUGGAUGAAAAGUUUGCUGAUGGAAAUACUAACUGGGGACGAAUUAUGACCAUAUUUACAUUUGGAGGUCUUCUCACCAAGAAGCUUCAAGAGCAUGGGGUUCAACUCACUGCAGAGGAGAAGGAGGAGAUCUCUUAUUUCAUCACAGAGUACAUAAUCAACAACAAAUCCGAAUGGAUUGAUGCAAAUGGUGGCUGGGAAAAUGGCUUCCUAACAAAAUUUGAAAGAAAAUCACUACUGUCUUUCUCCAAAAUUACAGCUCUGUUCAUAGCUGUUGUUUCCUUGUUCAGAGAGUACUACUGA
Molecule: messenger RNA, 525 nt
Organism: Cinclus cinclus
Lineage: Eukaryota; Metazoa; Chordata; Aves; Passeriformes; Cinclidae
Gene: BCL2A1
Product: BCL2 related protein A1
Exons: 2
Coding region: 1-525 (174 amino acids)
Biological process (GO): mitochondrial fusion; positive regulation of apoptotic process; negative regulation of apoptotic process
Cellular component (GO): mitochondrial outer membrane
Molecular function (GO): channel activity; protein homodimerization activity; protein heterodimerization activity
Source: RefSeq, a predicted model, not a curated record